AGACCCGUGGUGUUGUGAGGGCUGUGACGGAGGGCUGAUAACAGCUUCAGUGACAGAGCAGGGCUGACAGCAGCUGCUGAUAACAGCUCCAGCCCCGUGGAUAAAAGCUGCAGCUGCAGCGCGGCUGCUUCACUCCAUCACCAUGACCCUGACGGCCUGCAGACUGCUGGCCGUGCUCGUGCUGCUGCACCGCACUGCAGGUGUGCUGGGAGCCGACGCCAGGAGCUCCAUCAUCGGCGGGAAGAACUCUGUGAAAGGCAGGUGGCCGGGGAUGGUCCACCUCACCAUCACCACGGAGACCGGCUCCCCCAAGUGGCGCUGCGGCGCCACCAUCGUCAGCAAGAAGUGGCUGCUGACGUCAGCGCACUGCUUUGAUGAGUCUCGGAAGCCGGUCCUUCGCCGGAGCGGCGCCUGGCUCGGCGCACUCAGCCUGCAGAACGGGGCUGAUCGGUACAUGUUCAUAGACAGCCUGGUCCGUCACCCUGAGUACAGAAACCUGGGCGACCGCUACGAGAACGACAUCGCUCUGGUCAGGCUCCAGAAGGAGGUGAGGUUCCCCUCGCAGGUGAAGACCGUCAAGCUGCCCGACGGCGCCACAAACGACCUGGACUCCUCCGAGUGCUGGAUCACCGGCUGGGGGCAGGUGGGCAACGCAGUCCCGCUGCCCAAGCCGGAGACGCUCCAGGAGGUGAAGAUUUCCAUCAUGCCUGAGGUGGUGUGUAAGUCCGUGUAUCCUCUGCUGCCGGCCAACAGCCUGUGUGCAGGGACCAAGGCUGGGGGCAAGGACGCCUGCGAGGGCGACCUCGGCGGCCCGCUGAUGUGCCGCUCCGGCGGGGCCUUCGUGCAGGUGGGGAUCAUGAGCUCUGCCAGCUGCGGCGUCCCCGGCCGCCCCGGCAUCUACACCCGCGUGUCCAAACACCUGCGCUUCAUCAACGACUACAUCCAUCAGUACGAGGAGGCCUCGGCUGAAGUCUGAACCCCCACAAGCAAUUCCCUUCUUCCUCUCUCCAACAACUCUUAACGCUCUCUCACUCCCAUUCCUGCAUUAAAGCUUUCAAGCAUG
Molecule: messenger RNA, 1063 nt
Organism: Cololabis saira (Pacific saury)
Lineage: Eukaryota; Metazoa; Chordata; Actinopteri; Beloniformes; Belonidae
Product: tryptase-2-like
Exons: 5
Coding region: 143-976 (277 amino acids)
Biological process (GO): proteolysis
Molecular function (GO): serine-type endopeptidase activity
Source: RefSeq, a predicted model, not a curated record